AUGAGGAAGAUUAUCCGAAUUCCGAACCGAUCUGUGUUGGCAGUCAUAUUUCUCUUCUGCUUGUCCUCUUCUUUCCUUUAUUUCAUUUAUGUGGCGCCAGGAAUAGUGAACACGUAUCUUUUCAUGAUGCAAGCUCGUGGCAUCCUCAUACGGGAGAACAUGCGCACUAUAGGAGCGCAGGUGUACGAGCAGAUGGUGCGAGGCGCAUACGCACGAAGGAAUAACAGCAUUAAUGACACAGAAUAUCCCAUCUAUUUCAGCAACAAUGACUCUUAUAUUCAGACUACGACUUUCCUUCCCGAAGACUUCACCUACCUGCCACAUCUGCAGUGCCCAGAGCGCCUUCCAUUCAUGAAAGGCCCCAUGGAAGUGAACAUGAGUGAAGUGCAGAUGAGUGACAUCCAGCAACCCUUUGAUAAAGACUCCAUGAAACUGGGUGGUCAUUGGAAACCCAGAGACUGUGUCCCACGCUGGAAGGUUGCCAUCCUUAUCCCAUUCCGGAACCGACACGAGCAUCUCCCGGUUCUGUUCAGACACCUCAUUCCUAUGCUGCAGCGACAACGUCUGCAAUUUGCCUUCUAUGUCAUCGAACAGACUGGAAAUCAGCCAUUUAACCGAGCAAUGCUUUUCAAUGUUGGCUUUAUGGAGGCAAUGAAGGAUUUGAACUGGGACUGUCUGAUAUUUCAUGACGUUGACCACAUUCCGGAGAAUGACCGCAAUUAUUAUGGCUGUCAGAAUAUGCCGCGGCACUUUGCUGCAAAACUGGACAAAUACAUGUACCUGCUACCUUAUAAGGAGUUUUUUGGAGGUUGUGAGCGGCCUCACGGUGGAGCAGUUCCAGAACAUUAAUGGUUUUCCUAACGCCUUCUGGGGUUGGGGAGGAGAGGAUGAUGACCUCUGGAACAGGGUGCAGUACGCCGGAUAUACAGUGACACGUCCGGAAGGGGAUAUUGGAAAAUAUAAGUCCAUCCCCCCACCACCACCGAGGAGAGGUCCAGUUUCUGGGGCGCUACACUUUACUGAGAAGAUCCAAAGAGCGUCAGAACAUUGACGGCCUGAACAACCUGAAGUACUCUCCGCAUAUUAGCUAUGAACAUUUAUAUAAGAACAUCACGGUAGAGCUAACUUCGGAGCUGGCUGUGGUGAGUGAUUACUGA
This is a messenger RNA of Staurois parvus, 1157 nucleotides long. Lineage: Eukaryota; Metazoa; Chordata; Amphibia; Anura; Ranidae. The record is from the annotation of a GenBank genome assembly.